Molecule: messenger RNA, 756 nt
Organism: Benincasa hispida (wax gourd)
Lineage: Eukaryota; Viridiplantae; Streptophyta; Magnoliopsida; Cucurbitales; Cucurbitaceae
Product: photosystem II 10 kDa polypeptide, chloroplastic-like
Biological process (GO): photosynthesis
Cellular component (GO): thylakoid membrane; photosystem II oxygen evolving complex; photosystem II
Source: RefSeq, a predicted model, not a curated record
AUGGAGGGAAGAGAAUUACCGAAUCAUAUCCAGCUUUGAGCCACUCAACCUUUUCGGCGACGUGCUCUCUUACCAAUCACCACUCCUUUUUCUCUCAGUAAUUAUAUCAAACACUUUCUUUGCUCCAUCAAUCGCCACAACAACGCAAUCGCCUCUGUUCUUCUUCGCAAAUGGCAAUCUCCGUCGUCGCAGCUUCUUCUCUUAGCCUUAAACCGUCCAAUUUCGCCGUCCAGAGAUCGGCGGCUGAUCUACGCCGCCAUGUUCCAAUUCCUUCACUCGCAAGGACUUCUUCUUCGUUCAAAGUCGAGGCCAGUGGCGGCAAGAAAAUCAAGACCGAUAAGCCCUACGGAAUCGGCGGAGGCAUGAACUUGAGGAACGGCGUUGAUGCUUCCGGCAGGAAGCCGACGGGCAAGGGAGUAUACCAAUAUGUGGACAAGUACGGCGCCAAUGUUGACGGAUACAGUCCUAUCUACAACACUGAUGAAUGGUCUCCAACCGGUGAUGUAUAUGCUGCAGGUACAACUGGGCUGGCUAUUUGGGCCGUAACACUUCUGGGCCUGCUUGCAGGUGGGGCCCUUCUAGUCUACAACACAAGUGCUCUGGCCCAGUAAUCCCAACUAGCCCAUGUCUAUUUCUUCCAAUUGAAACCUGAUUGUAUUAUAAUGCACUCCUCUUAUGUUCAUCGAUUAAAUUAUUACUACUUUUCAGACUGUUCUUUGUGCUCAUCGAUUAAAUUAUUAGUAUUUUUAAAGACAA